UUAGCUGCUUCCCAAAUAAAAAUUUCUACCACAACAAAAUGUUAGAUGCAACCAAUGUCAAGGGUAAAAGUUACAAAGAAAGCUAUAUACCGGGGAGGAUGUAUGGUCCCUAUUCAUUCAUAAAUGUUUUUGGAGGAAGAGAAGAAAUGGAUGUUGUUAGCCAUAGUCGAAGAAAUAUGGUUGAGGUUGCUGUAACAGUGAGGAUAGUGCACAAACUCUUCCAAGCAUGGAACAAAUCGAAGGAGAAACUUAGCAUCAGUGUAAGAUCACCCUAUGCUGCUCAAGUUGUGGCAAUUCAAGAUAAGCUCAGGCUUGAAAACCAUGAGAAGGUUAGUGUCACAGUCAAGUCCAUCGACGGAUUUCAAGGAGGAGAAGAAGAUAUCAUAAUUGUAUCUACUGUAAGAUCUAAUAAUGAUGGUUCCAUUGGAUUCUUGUCUAGUCCUUAG
Olea europaea var. sylvestris is the source of this 446-nucleotide messenger RNA. RefSeq names its product probable helicase MAGATAMA 3. The record is from RefSeq and is a predicted model, not a curated record. Bases 39 to 446 code for a protein of 135 amino acids. The transcript is spliced from 2 exons. NCBI's taxonomy places the organism in Eukaryota, Viridiplantae, Streptophyta, Magnoliopsida, Lamiales, Oleaceae.